GUAACAGCAAGUUCAGGAAACAGCUAGUUAGUCUAAGUUUGUCUUGAAAUUCAAAUAUGGUGUCUGUGCCAAUGUUUGCGAUUUACUUCUUGAUACUAGUCUGCUCAAACAUCUGUAACACGUCUGCUGAAGAAAAAGAAGUCAAAGUUCACAUUGGUGAUACGGCUCUACUUCGAUGUGAUGUUACCAGCGACACUGAUAGACAGGUAUUUUGGAUCAAGGAAGGGCCCCGAGGGCAAGAACUCAUCUCCAUAGGCUCGAUCUUAUUUACCCAAGCGGAAAAAUACGAUGUAACGGUGACCGGGAACCAGUUUGUCCUUGCCAUUAGUGACGCGGUAGACCCGGACGCGGGGACAUACAGAUGUCAGACAACCGAAGCACGGGCCAUCGCUUCUUUCAAAGUCGUCGUUGAAGCGAGGGAAAAAGUAAUCAGAAUACGCUCCGGUCGCACAGCUAAACUUCCAUGUCAUGUUACCGGCACUCUUGGCACUCAGACUAUUGUGUGGAAAAAGAAAGGGUCGCCAGCGCCUGUCACAGUCGGCUUGUUUACUUUUGACCAAGACCCCGAUAUGUAUGUAACGGUGACCGGAGGAAAGUGGACGCUGGUCAUUAGGAACGCAGAAGCCGAGAAUGCGGGAACGUACCAAUGUCAGAUUCGAGCCAGAGCUGGAGAUGUUCGAGUCUUGGCUUCAAUUAAACUCGUCGUGGAAGAGGAGGAAAAACGCAACACAAUCAUAGUGGCGGAGAGACAACAAGGAAGUUCGGCAACUUUGCGUUGCAAUCUGGAGACGCUGACCACCCCCUUGGAGCAAUCCAAGGUGACUUGGGUUAAGGUCAUGGUCAAGUCCAAUUUUCGCGUCAUCAUCGCCAGUGGCUCGAAAAUAUUUUUCACCGACGAUAAGUACGAUCUGUCGGUAAUCGAUGACAUGUCCACUCUUACCAUUAAUGACGCAGACCAGUCUGACGAGAGAACGUACUUGUGCCAAGUGAAAGACCCAAACCGGUGUAAUGUUUUUGAGUGUUUCUGUUUUUGAGUGUUUCCCCUCAUUGUUUGGGAACGCUCAAAAAUAGAUUGACAAGUUUUUCUGUGUAUCCCCCCUAUUGAAAAGUCGUGGUCUCUCUAGCUGCCUAUUGUUUGGAAACACUGACACAUGGGGAACAACCACAGAUGUUACACCGGCUUGAAAUCAAAGUUUUAGGCUCCUUUGAAGUAACUGUCGAAAGAUCGUAACUCUGAACGAGUAUAUAAAGUAUAGGCAUGAAAGCCAACGCAUGAAGCUGUAUGUUAGACACUUAUAUUGAGAAAAUAUAAAGGAGGACUAUAUAGGCAGGAGCUGUUACAACAGAUUAGGUGACUAUCACCCGAAUAAGUGACCCAACCGACGGUAGAAGAUGUGGCCACCCCCUUGGAAGAUGAGGUCACUUUAUCGGUUAAUUUUGUGUUGCUUAUUCGGUUGGUUGGUCACUGUAUCGGGCGUUGGUGUGGGAAAUGGUUGGGACUCAGAAUGUUUGAGCACAAUUUCUGAUGCAAGAUGAUCCCGAAUAUGUUGCGGUACAGCUGUCAGUGUCCAUGUAUAGAUAACAUGAAUAGAAACGGCUGUCAGAACUCAUCGCUUUAGCUACUCCGGAAAUAUGGACAUACAUGUAGCAAUCUAUAUUUUAAAAAUGAAAAGAAAA
Messenger RNA from Lineus longissimus, 1677 nucleotides. Its product is annotated as myosin light chain kinase, smooth muscle-like. Gene Ontology annotation, cellular component: neuron projection membrane. The coding region runs from base 57 to 1034 and encodes 325 amino acids. The record is from RefSeq and is a predicted model, not a curated record. The transcript has 7 exons. Gene Ontology annotation, biological process: synapse organization. Lineage: Eukaryota; Metazoa; Nemertea; Pilidiophora; Heteronemertea; Lineidae.